AUUACUAAUUUGCAAAUAUAUGCAAAUGAAGUGAAUAGAAAUUCUUGUAUCUGAUAUACCUUAUUUAAGAUGUAGUUUUUUAUUGUUUUUUUUUCCUAGUGUAAAAUAAAAAAUAUAACAUACAAUGAAAGUGAGAAGUAUCCAUGGUUAUUAUUACAAUGAGCAAAAGAAGAAAUAUUUCAAAAUCACAAAAGAUUUUAAACCGCCACCCAAACUACCAACUGUUAGAAAAUGUGACAACAAACAUAGAAAGAAGCAGUGUUCAUUUGCAAAGGAAGUAUAUAACCGUUCCAUACAUGGAACCAGCAUUGUUAAUUUCAGAAGAUUACAAGAGCAUAACUUUCUAUCCAACAUGGUUUUUUCAAGAAAAUCCAAGAGUUUUCCUUACCCAAUACCAAACAAUGAUGGCUGCUAUGUGCAGGGAACUAGAAUUACGCAAUGUGGACGAAAACUUCUUGUACUUGUCAAAAAUUGCGGAUAUCUUACAAAUAGUUUAUGUGAAUAUGAUGUUUAUUCAAGCAGCAUGAGAAAGAGGCCGAAAACAGUUAAGUUCUCCUUGGACAAAAUUGUAUGCGAUAAUACGAAUGUCACAUCAUUUUGUUGGGAGCCCAAUGAUGACAAAAGGAUACUUUAUUCUCAAGUAACAGAAACGUUGUUACGACCAGGUUUUAUUAAAAAAUCGUCAAGUAUUGUAAUUUCGACCUUAACAGCUGAUCUCCAAGCUGAAAGAGAAAGUGUUGUAAAACUGAAAAAGAAAAACGCAUACUUUAAUUGUGUUGCAUGGAAUCAGUAUGAACCGGAUUCAAACAUGUUCUGCGCAGGUGAUCGUAGUGGUUCAAUAAUUCUUUUUGAUGUGAAUGGCACUUCAAGAAAACUUUCCAUAAAAUCAGCUCCUCAAGUGUUAACUUUCUGUAAGACGUCACCCUGUUUGUUGAUUGGAUGUCAAGCAGGUCUCAUUCAUCAAUUAGAUUAUCGAUCCAACGAAUUUGUUCACGUCUCCUGCUUUAAAAAAUGUCACAGCAUCGAUUGCAUGAAAACACUACAAGAUGAAAAUUAUAUCAUAGCGAGUAAUUGGAAUGGAGUUAUCUUUCUGGCAGAUAUGCGCAUGCGUAAAGCUGUUUUAAAAUAUAAAGGACACGUUAAUAACCAUUCGAAUUUAUCUUUUGAGGUCGAUGCGCGUGGAGAGUUUCUUUUUGCAGUUGGGAGUGACAAUCAGUUGCGAAGUUGGGAUAUAAGAAACGGACUUUUAGAACAUGCAAGUGACAUAUCGCCACACGGUGUAGUGAAAAGCAACGUCGCCGUACUUCAGUAUUCUGACAGGUGGAAUGGUGACUCGACGCAUGCAGGACUAUUAUGUUUAAAUAAUGAUAUGUAUGAUUUCUGGAAGAUGACAUGUUGACGGACAGCAUUUCCACGUGCCCGCCAACGAGAAUGCUGAAUUGUGUUUGUCUUUCAGCCGAAUUUUUUUCCCUUAGAAUACUACAUUUGAAUCUAUUAGCUGUGGAACACACAGCUUCUAGUUUAGGCUGAAAGCUCGAACAAAACACUGAUCUUCUGGGAUUGAAGUCAGGAUAUGCGUAUCUCGGACGCGGUUAGUAAAAUUGACGUUUAAUCUGCCAUUUUAAAGCUGCAUAGCUCAGCUUUGAAAAAGAUCCCUUUUUGUCUUGUAAAUGCUUCGUAUGUUUUUUUAUACUAUCAUACCUAUGUAAAUCUUAGUAAAAUGUUUUUUUAUUAUUUUGGCUAUCACGGACGUAUAUAGCAGACCAGCUACGUAGUAAGUGUCAGAUGGCAAUAUAUAUAUAUAUAUACAGACAGCUA
Hydractinia symbiolongicarpus is the source of this 1818-nucleotide messenger RNA. RefSeq names its product DDB1- and CUL4-associated factor 4-like. Gene Ontology annotation, cellular component: Cul4-RING E3 ubiquitin ligase complex. The record is from RefSeq and is a predicted model, not a curated record. Gene Ontology annotation, molecular function: protein binding. Bases 125 to 1399 code for a protein of 424 amino acids. NCBI's taxonomy places the organism in Eukaryota, Metazoa, Cnidaria, Hydrozoa, Anthoathecata, Hydractiniidae. The transcript is spliced from 12 exons.